Messenger RNA from Camellia sinensis, 3771 nucleotides. RefSeq names its product U-box domain-containing protein 44. The record is from RefSeq and is a predicted model, not a curated record. Gene Ontology annotation, molecular function: ubiquitin-protein transferase activity; protein binding. NCBI's taxonomy places the organism in Eukaryota, Viridiplantae, Streptophyta, Magnoliopsida, Ericales, Theaceae. Gene Ontology annotation, biological process: protein ubiquitination.
UCUAGUUCUAGGGUUUCGGAGGAACCGUUUGGUGGUGAGGUGGCGGCGGGGAACGGAAGAGGUUAAUCACAUCACGUCGGUGCAGAGAAGGAAGCCCGGCAAACCUAACAGAAAAAAGUACUCGAUCCAUCUCAUCUCGUGGUGAGGAUUUUAUAGCAUCUAAAUUGGGUCGACCCGGAAUGUUGAAUCGGGUUUGGAUACCCUCGUGUUGGGUCGGGUUCUUAGUUUAAUAAGCUGAAGAAGAAGUCUGCGCUCUGGUCAAGACUCUUCCGAACGCGGUGGUCGAUCGAUCGAUCCAUCCAUCCAUCCAUCUCUAGAGAGAGAGAGAACGGGACGAACUCAAGAGUCGGAAUUCGCUCGAAACCGUACCGUAUCCGAAUUCAACUCAUGCCUGCCGCCGAGUUCUUCCCCGGAUAAGUGAAAUGACGUCGUCGUUGACCUUAUCGGCGGUGGACUCAAUCCAAGCCUCAUUAUCCGAAAUCUGCGCCACCGACGACGACCACUCCUACUGCUGGGAAAACCCUAGGCGGUUCUCCGGCUACGCGAAACGACUCCGGUCGGUCUUGAACCAGUUGCUCCGGUCUUCUUCCUCGCCGGAAAAUCUGCCUCCGUCGGUCCAGACCUCGCUCAAGGGGACCUCCGCAGAUCUGACAAAGGCGGCCGAGAUUCUGUCGGUGUAUCGGAACAAGAGCAAGAUCUUCGUCCUCAUCAACUGUCAGUCUUUGUCUUCUUCUCUCCAGGACCACACUGUCGCAAUUGGAGGAUGGCUGUCUUUGCUCGAUUCUGCUCUUCCCGAGAUCCCCGAUCUUCGCAAGAAGGUCUCCGAUCUUUCCAGAGACAUGAAGCAAGCUCAAUUUAGAGUGACAGAGAAUGAAGAGAGAGUGUACUGUACAUUACAGAAAGAAGGACAAGGAAGGCAAACCAGCAAAGCUGUACAAAGUGCUAUAAUCAUGGAUUUGGCGCGAGCUCUCGGAAUUGACUCCAAUGAUCAUGCGGAGUUAUCGGAACAGGUUAAGCUCUUGAAGAACGAUCUAACCCGCUCCAAUUCAGUUUCAGAGAGGCGAAUUUUGAUGUCUCUGGAGAAAAUUAUGGACAAUUGGUCUAUGGAGCCCAACAUUUUGUCUCACAGUUUCAAUCUAGAUUUCGAUGACGAUACUCAAAUUGCCCCAUUCAAAAACUUCCUUUGCCCAUUGACUAAGGAGGUGAUGAAGAAUCCGGUAGUUUUGGAAUCGUCUCAGACUUACGAAAGGACCGCCAUUGAGUACUGGUUCGAGCGCUGUAUAGACGAUUGUCGCGAUCCGACUUGUCCUGUAACCGGACAGGUUCUCAACUCUUUGGAGCUGAAACCAAACAUUGGGUUGGCUGGAGCCAUUGAAGAGUGGAUUAAUAGGAAUGUUGAGAUUCAGAUUAAGUCGGCUGUACAGUGUCUUAGUGAGGAGUCACCUUCGGUGGAUUGCGUGGAACAAGUUUUGGAUAACAUGUAUAGGAUUUCAGAAGAGCAUCCCUCUAGCAGAUACAGAGUGAGGAAUGCUGGGAUAGUUGUUCUCAUGGUUAAAGUGCUCAAGAACUGUUCAAAGAGUAUUGGAUCACAAUUCAGAAGCAAAGCUCUUAUGGCUCUGCAUAGCAUGUCCAAGGAUGAAGAAAGUAAGAAAAUAAUGCUUGAAGAGGGUAUCACUAGAUCUGCUAUACAUAGCCUUAUUGGGAGCUCAGAGAAAGAGAGAGAGUACGCUGUCCGGUUAUUGCUGGAAUUUUCAAAAGAUAAAGCUUAUUGUGCAAAUAUUGCUUCAGAGAAAGGGGCAUUAGUUCUGCUUUCAAGCAUGGCAGGAAAUCUAGAGUGUCCUGCUCUGUCUAAUUUGGCUGAAGAAGUUUUAAAGAGGAUGGAGACAGUGGAGGAUAAUGUUCAGCAUUUAGCAGCAGCAGGAAGAUUUGAGCCUUUGCUCAGUCGUCUAUGUGAAGGUCCUGAUGAUGUUAAAAUUGAGAUGGCAUCAUUGGUGGGAAGGAUGACCUUGACAAAUAGCAGUAAAGAACAAAUUGCUCGGCAAAGUUCUACAAUACUAGUUAAACUGCUAUCUAAGCGAGAAGGAAGUGCUCCAAGCUUGCAAGCUUUGUAUAAUCUGUCAUCCUUGGAUGACAAUGCAACCAUCCUCGUUGAUUCAGCUGUGCUUCCAGCCCUUACAGAUAUUCUUUUUGAAAAUCAAGACGCACCACCAGAGGUCAAAGCCUUGGCUGCAUCAACAAUUGCAAAAAUAGUAUCAAAACCUGGACACUGGGAAUUAGCAUCUGUGGACAAGCAAGGGAAUUCAAUGCAGUCGGAAUCAAUUGUCCGUAGUCUUUUGGGUCUCUUAUCUCUUGCAUGUCCUCAAUGUCAGUUGGCUAUUCUCCAGAUUCUGUAUGGAAUGGCAACCUCUCCCCAGGCAGCAGAAUCAGUUACAGCUCAUAUAAAAUCUGGAGAUGGAUUCAAAACCAUAAUAACAUUUCUUGAACACCCGGAAGGUGAACACAGAAUCUAUGCUUUGAAGCUUGCAAGAGUCCUUUCUGAAAGGUUCGGUGAAGAUCUUGCCAGCGAGCUUAAAACUUGUAACAAAAUUUAUUUGUUUAAAGAUAAACUAUCAGACAAUCAAUCUACAGAUGGUGAGAGAUCCGAUGCUGCCUGCACACUCGCGAAUCUUCCCCUUUCAGAAGAUGACAUAAAAACAGUCCUGGGAACUAGUUUUGUAAGAUGGAAUGUCGCUGCUCUCAAAGACCAUUGCAGUUCCUCCAAUGGUAGAGUUUCCAGACCCAUAUCGAGCAUGGUCGAAGGGCUUCUAGGUCUUUUACUUCACUUUACAAGGAGCCCUGAUCCACAAAUUGUCAAUCUCGUUAAGGAGCAUCGCCUCAUGACCAUCUUCCGUGAUACUCUUAUCCUUAGUUCAAAGCCAAGAGUGAAACAUCUAGCCACCCUUGGUUUGAAAUACCUAUCAGAAUCUGGAAUGGUACUUUUUGCUAAUGGGGACUCGGAACCACAACCUCCACACGGGUUCUGCUCGUUGUUGGUGUUCAUGUGUGGGAGGGCCUCUCCAUCAAUUUCCAUGUGCCCGAUACACAAUUUCCCAUGUGAAGAAGACAAUCAAUUUUGCUUGUUGAAGAGCCAUUGCAUCAAACCCUUGUCUGAUCUUCUCUCAGAUGAGGUCACCAAUGUUCAAAUCGCUGCAGUUGAAGCACUUUCCACCCUGCUUGUAGUAGAUACUUCCAAUGGUUUGAAGCGAGCAGUUGAGGAGCUCGAUCAGCUAGGUGUAGUCGAUGCUGGGAUAAAGCUUUUCACAGAAGCUCGACCCGGGGAGCUUCAAGAGAAGGCAAUUUGGAUGGUGGAGAGAAUGUUGAGAGUAGAAGGCCUUACCCAACCGUAUGCGCUGAACCAGGCUUUGGUAAGGGCUUUGGUGGAAGCACUUAAGCAUGGAAGUGCAGUAACAAAGAGGUAUGCUCAAGAAGCUCUUACCAACUUGAAGCAGAUUUCAGGGGUUAGUGGAAAGCCAUCGAGUCAGAAUCGGGGGCGAAGAUAGUUAGCAGUUGUUGGCUGAGAAACAAAAUUGUAUUUACCCUUUAUAGAUGUUGUAUCAGAAAAUCACACGAUCUUGUAGCUCUCAAGAACAGCAUAACCUUGUAUUAUAGUCAGAGAAAUAACAUUUGUCUGUCACAUAGGAAUAUUGGAAAUAUUGUAUAUUAUCUUAGACAGCAAUUGUUUGUUGAGUUUGGCAGAAUCUGUGUUCAACAAUUCAAUGGUCCCGUUUGGUA